AUGCCACCUUCGCCUACUCCGCCAGCUCUCAAUCCUACCAGGAUGAAAACCACGCUUAAAAUGGCAAUUUCCAAGCUCAAGUUUCUUCAGGAGAAGAAAACCGCUCUCACUAAACAACAGAGAAGGCAAUUGGCAGAUCUCUUGGGAGCAGGCAAAGAAUCCAGCGCCAAGAUCAGGGUGGAGAACAUUAUUCGUGAUGAUAUCUAUAUUGAGCUUCUAGAGUAUUGUGAGUUGUACUGUGAGCUUCUUUUGGCCCGAAUUCUGAUCAUUCUAGACGUCCAUCGUCCAACUGUGGAUCCUGGACUCAAGGAGGCAAUUCUGCUGGUUAUAUACUCGUCACAUCACACGGAAAUCAAAGAGUUAAUCUCGUUGGGUGAUAUGUUGAGAGUCAAGUAUGGGCACGAGUUUGCGUCGCAUGUGAUGGCUAAUGAGAACAAUGAGUAUGUGCCUGAGAAAAUCGUUAAGAGAUGCGGGAUUGAGCCACCUAGCGAGGUUUUGGUGGAUCUUUACUUGACAGAGAUUGCGAGAGCCUACGAGGUUCCAUAUUCGGGGCUUUCAAAGUUUGAAACGGAGAAAGAAGAGGAGGAUGAAGAUGAAGAUGACGAUGACGAAGGAGAUGGAGGUAUUAAAGAAUCUCUUGAGGAGCCAAUAGCCGAGGAGAUUGCAGCCAAACCGAGUGUGGUGAAGAAGCCGGUGUCUCUGCAGAAGAAAGAGCAGCAGGAUUUCGAUGAUCUUCGGGCCAGAUUCGCUGCGUUGAAGAGGUAA
Sungouiella intermedia is the source of this 765-nucleotide messenger RNA. Lineage: Eukaryota; Fungi; Ascomycota; Pichiomycetes; Serinales; Metschnikowiaceae. The record is from the annotation of a GenBank genome assembly.